Messenger RNA from Drosophila virilis, 1832 nucleotides. RefSeq names its product PHAF1 protein CG7083. The record is from RefSeq and is a predicted model, not a curated record. Gene Ontology annotation, cellular component: trans-Golgi network. Lineage: Eukaryota; Metazoa; Arthropoda; Insecta; Diptera; Drosophilidae. Gene Ontology annotation, biological process: Golgi to plasma membrane protein transport.
AUUACAUUUGUAUUUCUGCUGCGCAUUUGCCUUUUUUUUUGCCUUUGUUCGGAGUGUGUAUUAGAAAUCGACAAUAUUCUUUAGAAAAUACGCUAAGCUGUAUAAUAAAUUGCAAAACGCCUAAAAUUACACGUUUACGCAACCAAAUAAUUAGACGUGCAAAAUUGAAGCGAGAAUAAUAGCAGAAGCAGCGACUACAGCAAACAGCAACAACACGAAACAGGGGCGGAGAAGAAACAACGGACUUGAACAAAUAACAAGACAAAACAAUAACAAAAAAACAACACGAAAUUGCGCAUAUUUUCGUGGGUCGCAGCUGAUUUCACAUAUCAAGAAUAUGCUCGACCUGGAAAUUGUGCCAGAGAUCUCACUAGGCUGCGAUGCCUGGGAAUUUGUGCUGGGCAUGCACUUCUCUCAGGCCAUAGCCAUCAUACAAUCACAGGUGGGCAUCAUAAAAGGCGUACAAGUGCUCUACUCCGACACCAAUCCGCUGGGCGUGGACAUCAUCAUAAAUCUGCCACAGGAUGGACUACGUUUGAUCUUUGAUCCGGUUGUGCAGCGCCUGAAAACCAUCGAAGUGUUCAACAUGAAGCUGGCAAAGCUGAAAUACUGCGGCGUCUAUUUCAAUUCACCCGAAGUGUUGCCCAGCAUAGAGCAAAUCGAGCAUUCAUUUGGCGCCACCCAUCCGGGCGUCUACGAUGCGGCCAAGCAGCUCUUUGCGCUGCACUUCCGUGGACUGAGCUUCUAUUUUCCCGUGGACAGCAAAUUGCACUCAGGCUAUGCCCAUGGCCUGGGCUCGCUGGUCUUUCUAAAUGGCGCCUCGCCAGUGGUAUCAAAAAUGUCACUGUAUGCGGGCAGCAAUGUUGCUGAAAAUCGUGCGCCUUCACUGCCAUUGGCCUGCUAUCAUAGACAAUUGUAUUUGGAGUCGGCCACCGUGCUGCGCACCUCAUAUGGCCACACCAAGGGCCUGAAACUGAAGCUCUUCACGGAGGGUUCGGGUCGCGCCUUGGAGCCACGCCGUCAGUGCUUUACGCGUGAGCUGCUCUUUGGCGAUAGCUGUGAGGAUGUGGCCACCAAUUUGGGCGCACCCAAUCGCAUCUUCUUCAAGAGCGAGGACAAAAUGAAGAUACACAGCUCGAGCGUCAAUCGCCAGGUGCAGAGCAAACGUAGCGAUAUAUUCUUUAACUAUUUCACCCUGGGCAUCGAUGUGUUGUUCGACGCUCGCACCCAGACCUGCAAAAAGUUCAUACUGCACACCAAUUAUCCGGGCCAUUUUAAUUUCAAUAUGUAUCAUCGCUGUGAGUUCCAGUUCCAGCUGGAGACGGAUCAUCAGCCUGGCGAAAGCGAGAGCAAGCAUGAUCAUGUCAAUAUAACUGCCUACACCAAAUGGGAUGAAAUAAGUGGCUCGCUGGCCACAUCAGAGCGUCCGGUGGUGUUGCAUCGCGCCAGCUCGACGAAUACAGCGAAUCCCUUUGGCUCGACCUUUUGCUAUGGCUAUCAGGAUCUGAUAUUCGAGGUGAUGCCCAACAAUCACAUCGCCUCCGUAACGCUGUAUAAUACGGCACCGCCACGACAGCCGGCGCAUUCCUGGCAGCAGCAUAAAAUGCAGGACAUUCGCCUGACUGUCGCCUAAAACAGCAGCUGGCUGUUGUCCUGGCUGUAUUUGUGUCUGUAUCUGUAUCUGUGUGCGUGUGCGUGCGUGUUUGAUUGUGGUCGUGUGGGCUCUGUGACGCUUAAUGAACCUAACUUUAAGCAACAACAACAAAAUGAUCUAACCUAGACUUUAAACGAUUAGUAGUUACAUUACGAUUAUAUAUAGUAAUAUAUAUAGU